Drosophila montana is the source of this 767-nucleotide messenger RNA. RefSeq names its product thioredoxin-2. The record is from RefSeq and is a predicted model, not a curated record. The coding region runs from base 105 to 596 and encodes 163 amino acids. Gene Ontology annotation, cellular component: cytosol. Lineage: Eukaryota; Metazoa; Arthropoda; Insecta; Diptera; Drosophilidae. Gene Ontology annotation, molecular function: protein-disulfide reductase activity. The transcript has a single exon.
AGCUUAGUAAUACUUGUCAGUCAGAUGAUCUCGAAAGAUCCUAAAACAUAUUAAAAAUUUUUCAUUUUUCGGCGUACAAAAUUUGACACAGACACCUUCCACACAUGGCAUCUGCCGCCACAAACAAAAACAAACCAAAAAAGGUCAUAACCAUCCAAUCGAAAGAAGAUUUUGAUAAGAUCGUCGCGGAGGCUGGCAAUAAGCAUGUCCUGGUGGAAUUCUUUGCUACCUGGUGUGGCCCCUGUGCCCUGAUUGGGCCACGCCUUGAGGAGCUUGCCCACGAGUAUGAGGAUUGUUUACUUAUAGUCAAGGUCGAUGUGGACGAUCAUGUGGAACUGGCAGAAGAGUAUGACGUCAGCAGCAUGCCGUCAUUUCUGAUCAUUAAGAACAAGGUAAAACUAGAACAGUUUGUGGGCAGCAACGGGGACAAGGUGCAAAGCACUCUUCAAAAAUUCUGCGGCAAGCCAGAUGAUAAUAAAAAAGCACCAGUUGCGGGCCCCAGCACACAGCCAGCUCAGAAGCCAAACAAACUUGUCUCGGUGCUGAAAGCGGUUACACCGAGCAAAGCGAGCAACAUGCCAACGGACAAACAAUAGACAGAGACCUCUGCAUAGAUCAAGUUGAAGAAGAAAAAUCGCUGUUUGAAACUCUCUUUAGGGAAUUUGUAGACCCGUUUAAAUUCAAGGCCCAAAUUGCACUGUGUUUUUGUAUUUAGCAUCUUAAAGCCGGACUAAAAAAGGUUUUUCGAAUAUAAAUAUUUAUAUUUA